GUCGACCAACACCACCCCACCAACCAUAACACAUUCUCCCUCUCCCUUCUUUAUUCUGUGGCUUUAACCUCGUCCUCUCCCUCCCCGUUCGAGUUUGCCCAGAAUUAACAUUUACACCUGUGACGUCGAAUUACUAGAACGUCGCCCACCAUGCAAGCUCCAGUGCUGGUAAUGAACACCCAGAGCGGUGAGCGGCAGGUUGGCCGAAAGGCCCAGAUGUCGAACAUUGCCGCAGCCAAGACCGUCGCCGACAUCAUCCGAUCCUGUCUCGGACCGAAAGCCAUGUUGAAGAUGCUGCUUGACCCUAUGGGCGGUAUCGUCCUCACCAACGACGGCCACGCCAUCCUUCGUGAGAUCGAGGUGUCCCACCCAGCCGCCAAGAGCAUGAUCGAGCUCAGCCGGACACAAGACGAGGAAGUCGGCGACGGCACCACGACUGUCAUUAUAUUGGCUGGCGAGAUGCUGGCACAUUCUCUGCCGCAACUGGAGCGGAACAUCCACCCGGUUCAGAUCAUCGCAGCCUUCAAGCGGGCUUUGAAGGACGCCCUGGAGAUCGUCGACGACAUCUCGCUGCCCAUUGACAUCAAUGACGACCAGGCCAUGUACAAGCUCAUCUCUUCCUCCAUUGGCACCAAAUUCGUCUCCCGGUGGUCGGACCUCAUGUGCGAUCUCGCCCUCAGGGCCGUUCGCACUGUCACAUGGGAGGUCAGCAAUGGCAAGAGGGAAGUCGACAUCAAGCGCUACGCUCGUGUCGAGAAGGUUCCGGGAGGCGAGAUCGAAGACAGCACGGUGUUGGACGGCGUGAUGCUCAACAAGGACAUCACCCACCCCAAGAUGCGGAGGAGGAUCGAGAACCCGAGGAUUAUUCUGCUCGACUGCCCGCUCGAGUAUAAGAAGGGCGAGUCGCAAACCAACAUCGAGAUUUCCAAGGAGGAGGACUGGAACCGCAUCCUGCAGAUCGAGGAGGAGCAGAUCAAGGCCAUGUGCGAGGCCAUCGUGGCGCUCAAACCGGACUUGGUCAUCACGGAAAAGGGCGUCUCAGAUCUCGCACAGCAUUAUUUCGUCAAGGCCAACGUGACCGCCCUCCGACGAGUGCGCAAGACGGACAACAACCGGAUAGCCCGCGCUACCGGUGCCACCAUUGUCAACCGCGUCGAAGACCUGCAAGAGUCGGAUGUCGGCACCCAGUGCGGUCUGUUCGAGAUCGAGAAGAUUGGCGACGAGUACUUCACCUUCCUGACCAAGUGCAAGAACCCCAAGGCGUGCACCAUCCUGCUCCGGGGACCGUCCAAGGAUAUCCUCAACGAGAUCGAGCGGAACCUGCAAGAUGCCAUGGGAGUGGCCCGGAACGUCAUCUUCCACCCCAGAUUAUCACCUGGCGGUGGAGCCACCGAGAUGGCCGUCUCAGUGAGGCUCAGCCAACUCGCCAAGGGUGUCGAGGGCGUGCAGCAGUGGCCGUACAAGGCCGUGGCCGAUGCCUUGGAGGUCAUUCCCAGGACGCUGGUCCAGAACGCCGGCGCCAGCCCCGUGCGGGUGCUGACCGACUUGCGCGCCAAGCAUGCCGAGGGCAAGUCGACGUGGGGUAUCAACGGAGACGACGGCACUGUCGUGGACAUGAAGGAAUAUGGCGUAUGGGAGCCUGAGGCCAUCAAGCUGCAGAGUAUCAAGACGGCUAUCGAGUCGGCUUGCUUGCUCCUGAGAGUCGACGAUAUUUGCAGCGCGAGGAAAUCGGCACACCCUGGUAUUGGACUGGGUGGCGGUGACGACUAGACGGAUGUGGGCGUGGUGUAGGUGGACGUAGUAGAGAAGGAGAAUGCUGGGGAAAAGACCACGAGGCAUACCCAUACUCUGCCCCUUGUACACGGCACGGUAAUCAGAAGAAGAAGAAAAAGAAACCCGCAUUUUAGACGAACAUUCUCGAGAAUGGUCGGCUGUUGUGUCAGUUGUAGUCUGUUCUCCCCUGAACAAAAUAAUCUUCUUUUUCCUUCCCGAGUAACUGUACAGGUAAUUAUCGUGACA
Messenger RNA from Sodiomyces alkalinus F11, 2019 nucleotides. RefSeq names its product T-complex protein 1. Gene Ontology annotation, cellular component: chaperonin-containing T-complex. The transcript is spliced from 6 exons. The record is from RefSeq and is a predicted model, not a curated record. Lineage: Eukaryota; Fungi; Ascomycota; Sordariomycetes; Glomerellales; Plectosphaerellaceae. Bases 217 to 1770 code for a protein of 517 amino acids. Gene Ontology annotation, biological process: protein folding. Gene Ontology annotation, molecular function: ATP binding; ATP hydrolysis activity; ATP-dependent protein folding chaperone.